This is a messenger RNA of Papilio machaon (common yellow swallowtail), 2540 nucleotides long. Its product is annotated as protein RUFY3. NCBI's taxonomy places the organism in Eukaryota, Metazoa, Arthropoda, Insecta, Lepidoptera, Papilionidae. The record is from RefSeq and is a predicted model, not a curated record. Gene Ontology annotation, cellular component: cytoplasm. Gene Ontology annotation, molecular function: metal ion binding. The transcript has 14 exons. Bases 293 to 2365 code for a protein of 690 amino acids.
UUUACCCUCGCACAAACGUAGCAUCUAGCGAGACGUCGGAAAAAUCAAUAUUCUUACUGAACGUACUGGAAAAACCAUUACGGUGACUGUCCUCUGCAAAACUUCAUUGUAGUGACUAAAUAACAAUUUGAUUUUGUCCUUUACUAUAUGAAAUAGAGCCUUUAGGAGUGUACAGUUCAGGCGAAAAGGCAGUUUGUGGUGUGCUAACGUUUUAAAAUGUUCAUAACAGAGUGAUCACGAUAGGGUUUAUUGCGUGUACUGUUUUGCUUCAUCGUUUAUUUGCUAUAUUAUUAUGCGUUCACUCACUGCUGCGAACGGGGUAGCUCCCUUGCCCGAAUUGGACGUUCCGUCUGAAAUAAGACGCAACAGCGGGGCCGACGUCGAAAUGGCUGGUGCCCAGGAUACGAUCUACUUGUGCAAUUUUCGCGUCUCCGUCGACGGAGAGUGGCUUUGCCUGAAGGAGUUACAUGACAUUGAGAUGCAGGACUCCUUCACUCGUCCAAACGAAAAUGGUGCGAUCACUUCACCGGACGAUCCGAUGCAUUCUUUGAUGGCUCGUGAUCCAGUGGUGAUAGAGCGUAGCAACCUCGUCAAUAUCUCCAAGUUGAUUGUGAAGGAACUGAUCGAGCAAUCGCUUCGCUAUGGCCGCAUGCUCGACAGUGACCAUCUCCCCUUGCAUCACUUCUUCAUCGUCCUCGAACAUGUUAUGCGUCAUGGACUUAAACCGAAAAAGGGGCUUCUUGGACCAAAGAAAGAGCUGUGGGAUAUUCUGCAAAUGGUGGAGAAAUAUUCUCCCGAGGCGGCCGACAUUACUGCGAGUGUAAGAGACCUGCCAACUGUUAAAACCGCAAUGGGUCGAGCGCGUGCUUGGUUACGUCUAGCAUUAAUGCAGAAACGCCUCGCUGAUUACCUGAGGAUUUUACUGGAACGUCGCGAAGAGACGUUAGAGGAAUACUUCGAGCCUCAUGCAUUGAUGUUGAACGAGGAAGCAGUUAUUAUCACGGGUCUGCUUGUCGGACUUAAUGUUGUCGACUGUAAUUUGUGUGUUAAGGAAGAAGAUUUGGAUAGUCAGCAAGGGGUGAUCGAUUUCUCGCUAUAUUUACGCGGCAGUAACUCCUCUAACGACAUAGCCGGCAAUGGAAAUAACGCGAACAAUGAACCGAAGCAACGUCAUAUUAACACCAUGUUGGACCAGAAAAACUACAUCGAAGAACUAAAUAGACAUCUCAAUGCCACUGUGGCAAAUUUACAAGCCAAAGUAGAAUCUCUUACAACCACUAAUGCUCUCAUGAAGGAAGAUCUUGCUAUUGCUAAAAAUACAAUGAUUACACUCGUGGAGGAAAACAAUCAGUUGAAACAUGCGUUGGGUCAAGAUAUAACCAAAGACAGUAGGAUGAAAAUAACAGAGGUGCUUUCUGAAGAAGAGGAGAAACAUAGCGUAAAGAGUUCCUCGUCGGAUAAAUCUAAGAAUGAAAAGGAUACCGAAAUGGGAAAGUUGUUGGAUGAAGAAAGGAAGAAGAACAUGGAACUACAAAAGGAAUUGGACUUGCAGAUAUCUUUGAAAGCGGAAAUGGAAGUAGCAAUGAAAUUGCUAGAAAAAGACAUUCACGACAAACAGGACACCAUUAUAUCUCUGAGGAGGCAACUCGAUGAUAUAAAAUUGAUUAAUUUGGAGAUGUACAAGAAGUUGCAGGAAUGUGAAAGUUCCUUGAAACAUAAAACAGAGCUAAUUGCCAAAUUGGAAGCAAAGACUGAAUCAAUGGGCAGCACCAUACAUCAGCUCGAUGAGAAGUUACAGGAAGAUAAGUUAAUAAAGAAGAAUCUAGAAGAAAGUGCCAGAUCACUGGGACAGAAGGCGGCCGCGGCCGAGACCAGGGCAGUGGCCGCGGAGGGAGACUUAAAGAUUGAGAGGGAGUGGAGAAUAUCGCUGCAGGAUUCUAUGAUGCGUGAUAGAGACAAAAUAUCAAUAUUAACACAGGAAGUGGAAUCUUUAAAAUCUAUAGGAAAAAAAUAUAUCGCGUUACAAGAAGAACAGCAUACUCUUAAAGCACAGUAUAUAGAAGCUCAGAAGACUUUGGAAGAAGUAGGUGCAACUUUAAGCGAAAAUAAGCUCCAAUUAGCAGAGCUUUUGGAGAAAGAAGCUCAUGCUUCUACUGAAGACACACCAAACUGGACAAGUGACAAGGAUGCGGUGGCGUGCGCUGCUUGCACUAAAGAAUUUAAUAUUACAAGGAGAAAGCAUCACUGUAGACGGUGUGGCCAUAUAUUCUGCGCGGCGUGCAGCGACAAAACAGUCGCACUGCCUGGCAACACUAAACCUGUUAGAGUUUGUGACACAUGUUUCAAUGAAGUCAGACUUACGUAGUCUUAAAUGGAUCCAUUGUAGAACAUAAUUCAGCCCUAGAGGCUACCUUUCCGUAUAUAAAUGGAAGUGCUAAGCUGUGUAAGUUUUUUUGCGUUUGUCAAUGGUGCGAGUUAAGGGAAUAUGUAACUAAAAACGUAGUAGUUAAAGGUGCUAAUCGCCUGGCAAAAUGUUUAUG